CACGUGUGCUUUCCAUCAUGGCGCACUACAACUUCAAGAAGAUCACAGUUGUACCUUCGGCAAAGGAUUUUGUCGAUAUCGUUCUCUCCAGAACCCAGCGGAAAACACCGACCGUAAUUCAUCGACACUACAAAAUCAGCCGGAUUCGUGGUUUUUACAUGAGAAAAAUCAAGUACACCCAACAGAAUUAUCAUGACAAAUUGACACAAAUCAUCACAGAUUUUCCAAGACUAGAGGAUAUCCAUCCUUUCUAUGCUGAUUUGAUGAAUGUACUCUACGACAAAGAUCAUUACAAGCUGGCUUUAGGACAAAUCAACACCGCCAGGCACUUGAUUGACAAUGUUGCUAAGGAUUAUGUGAGGCUUAUGAAGUACGGGGAUUCACUGUACAGAUGUAAACAGUUAAAACGAGCAGCUUUGGGAAGGAUGUGUACAAUUAUGAAGAGGCAGAAUCAGAGCUUGCAAUACCUGGAACAAGUUCGACAGCAUGUGGCAAGACUUCCAUCAAUAGACCCAAACACAAGAACUCUACUGGUCUGUGGCUUUCCAAAUGUGGGUAAAUCAAGCUUCAUGAAUAAGGUGACUCGUGCAGAUGUGGAAGUCCAACCUUAUGCUUUUACAACCAAGUCUUUGUUUGUUGGUCACAUGGAUUACAAGUACCUCAGGUGGCAGGUUGUUGAUACACCAGGAAUCCUUGACCACUCCUUAGAGGAGCGUAACACAAUAGAGAUGCAGGCCAUCACAGCCCUUGCUCAUCUGCGUGCUGCCAUUCUUUACAUUAUGGAUGUUUCCGAGCAGUGUGGGCACACGCUUGAGGAACAGAUUGAACUGUUUAAUGGUAUUAAACCUCUCUUUGCUAACAAACCACUGAUAGUGGUGCUGAACAAGGUGGAUGUAAUCAGACCAGAGGAACUGACUGAAGAGAAGAGAGAACUGCUCAACGUUUUCAAUCAGGACGGAGUGACACUUCUUUCCAUGAGCACCGUUAGUGAGGAAGGAAUAAUGACAGUCAAAACUGAGGCAUGUGAUCAGCUCUUGGCUCAGAGGGUUGAGGUUAAAAUGAAAAGUAAAAAAGCUAAGGAUGUCAUGAACAGACUUCAUGUUGCCAUGCCAACGCAGCGAGAUCAGAAAGAAAGACCUCCAUGCAUACCACAGGCUGUUCUUGAAAAGAGACAAGCCAUGUCAGUGGAAGGAGCGGAACCUAAGAGGAAACUUGCAAAGGAUCUUGAGAACGAACUGGGAGAAUAUUAUUAUAUGGACUUGCGGCAACACUGGGACUUGAAGAACGAUGAGGAAAAACAUGACAUUAUACCCGAGAUCUACCUAGGAAAGAAUGUAGCUGACUUUAUCGACCCAGACAUUAUGAAGAAACUAGAAGAGUUGGAGAAAGAGGAAGAGCUGCGUGAAGCUGCAGGACUUUACGACUCAGAGUCUGAAGAACUAACCCCUGAACAAGAGGAAAUCAGGAAAACAGCACAGCAAAUUCGAGAGAAAAAGAAGCUGAUCGUCCAAGCACAUCGUGAGAUGAAACCGAGAAACAACAGGGCGAAGUUGCCACGUUCUACAUUUUUGAAGGCUCAAGCCGCUCGCAGCAGAAAAAACAUCACAGAAGAGGUUGGUGGAGAUGUAGAGAUGGAAGGCAUUGAGGAGGGAGACGUGGCCGAAAAAAGAUCUCGUUCUCAGACCCCGAUGAGCCGUAAAAGAAAGAGAGCAGCCAGCAACGGCGCACGCAGCUUAUCACGUCCACCACGUGACCAAUCAGGCAUCAGUUCUCCCGAGAAAAAGAAGAAAGCAAAGAAACUGUCAAAGGUUGUUCAAAGAGGCAUUAACCGUAUGGGCAAAGCAGGUGAAGCUGACAGAAAGAUCGCUACCAAAAUGCCUAAACAUAUGUUUGCCGGCAAACGUAAGAUGAACAAAGUCCAGAGAAGAUAGCCUUGGAUUGGUCGUAUCUCAAUAUAUUUGUAUUAACACCAUAUUCUUGGGAUCCAAUUUAUUUGGAAAUAAAUUCCUUGCGCAGAAAAA
Messenger RNA from Pocillopora verrucosa, 2021 nucleotides. Its product is annotated as GTP-binding protein 4-like. Gene Ontology annotation, cellular component: nucleolus. The record is from RefSeq and is a predicted model, not a curated record. Gene Ontology annotation, biological process: ribosomal large subunit biogenesis. Lineage: Eukaryota; Metazoa; Cnidaria; Anthozoa; Scleractinia; Pocilloporidae. Gene Ontology annotation, molecular function: GTP binding; GTPase activity; RNA binding.